GCUGUUUUGGUUGAGAUGAGAGUCUGACCGUGUGCUUAUCACGUUACGUAAAGUAUUUGAGAACCGCUGAGAAAGCACGAGGAUCGCGUCGCGUAGUUGGAUCAUUUAACCGAUCACUUUUUUCGUGAAAUUACAAGGGGACUAUGGCAUCGUUCGUUGUACCGGUUGCAGUGAGAUUCACUCGUGUCACGAUCGAUAGUUUGCACAAUAUAAAUAAAAAUAUUUUACUUAGGUUAUCCCAGCCAUCGUACAUUUCGUGGCAACAAGGAUAUAGUACAAUUACAGAAGAAAAGAAGGCAAAAGAUGGAGAGCCGGAACCUGCAAUUCCAGAGUUUACAGAAAAUGAAAAGAAAUUGAAAGCAGAUCUUGAACUCCUUAAUAAUGAGUUGACGGAGCUUAGAAGACAUAAUGACGAGUUGGACGGCAAAUAUAAAAGAGCACUCGCGGACGGUGAAAAUCUUCGAGUUAGAUUAAUGAAGCAAAUCGAAGAUGCUAAAUUGUUUGGUAUCCAAGGCUUCUGCAAAGAUCUCUUGGAAGUAGCAGACAUUUUAGGUAAAGCUACGGAGAGUGUACCGAAAGACGAACUCACAGAAAAGAAUCCACAUUUGAAAACCUUGUACGAGGGUUUAAGGAUGACGGAAGCACAAUUGCAUAAAGUAUUUAAAAAACACGGUUUAGUUUCGUUGAAUCCAUUGAAUGAAAAAUUUGAUCCUAAUCAACACGAAGCAUUGUUUCAACAGGAAGUUGAAGGUAAAGAACCAGGAACGGUUGUAGUUGUAUCGAAACUGGGGUAUAAAUUAUACGAACGAGUAGUAAGACCAGCGUUAGUCGGUGUUGCUAAAGGAUAAUUUAUGGUUUCGUGUUAAGGGAUUUAAAGAAGAACGAGGAUACGAUUUAUCAGAAAGUACUACCAAAUAAAAUAUCUGCUAUAAUAUUACAAAAUUCAAAUGUAAAAUGAAUACAGAAUGUGGAAGUUGAAAAAUUAAUGUUCGAAGUAUACAAAUUUUACGAGAGGCAACUUUCUUACUAAGAAAUAGUUUUUAGUUAAUGUUAAAAAAGAAU
Colletes gigas is the source of this 1062-nucleotide messenger RNA. RefSeq names its product grpE protein homolog, mitochondrial (gene Roe1). Gene Ontology annotation, biological process: protein folding; protein import into mitochondrial matrix. Gene Ontology annotation, cellular component: PAM complex, Tim23 associated import motor. The transcript is spliced from 4 exons. Lineage: Eukaryota; Metazoa; Arthropoda; Insecta; Hymenoptera; Colletidae. Bases 144 to 848 code for a protein of 234 amino acids. Gene Ontology annotation, molecular function: adenyl-nucleotide exchange factor activity; protein homodimerization activity; protein-folding chaperone binding. The record is from RefSeq and is a predicted model, not a curated record.